UGCCUUUAUCCAGCCAAUGAAGUCGUCUGAAAUAGUGCAGUGAGAACAUCUCGACCCACUCAACUCCAGUGAAGUUCUGUCAGAGAAACUCGGCGCUGGCGGAGACGGAGUGGAGUUUCUUCUGGACCCGUCGUCAGUUUGAAUGAGACCAACCAUGGCGCCCAGUCAGGGUUCCAGGAUGCUCAGUAAAGAUGAUGCCAAUUAUAAACUUCACUUUCGGAUGAUAAACGAGCAACAGGUGGAGGAUAUCACCAUUGAUUUCUUCUACAAACCGCACACCAUUACUUUACUGACGGUCACUGUCUUCAGCAUAAUGUACUUUGCGUUUACGAGGGAUGAUGGUGAUUCUGAUAAUAACCUUCGUGUGGGUCUGCUGCUGGUCAGCUCUUUCUUUCUUGUUAUCAGUGUUCUUGCCUUCCCCAACGGUCCUUUCACAAGACCGCAUCCCGCUAUAUGGCGCAUGGUUUUUGGUGAGCGUUUUCUUGUGUGUUUACGUAUCAGUGGCUAUGUUGACUCAACCUCCAACGCCUUGAUCUGUUGGCACUUUGCAGGUCUCAGUGUCCUUUACUUCCUCUUCCUGGUGUUCCUCAUCUUCCUGAACUGGGAUCAGGUGAAGGCGCUGUUGUAUUGGCUGGACCCCGAUCUACGUUAUGCUACACGAGAAGCAGAUGUCAUGGAGUAUGCAGUAAACUGUCACGUGAUCACAUGGGAACGCAUCCUGAGUCACUUUGACAUUUUUGCCUUUGGUCAUUUUUGGGGCUGGGCAAUGAAAGCUCUUCUCAUCCGCAGCUACGGUCUCUGCUGGUCUAUCAGCAUCACAUGGGAGCUCACAGAGUUGUUCUUCAUGCACCUCCUGCCAAACUUUGCAGAAUGCUGGUGGGAUCAAGUCAUUCUUGACAUCCUGUUGUGCAACGGAGGGGGCAUUUGUCUUGGGAUGACUGUGUGUCGCUUUUUAGAGAUGCGUACCUACCACUGGGCCAGUAUCAAGGAUAUCCACACAACCACAGGCAAGCUGAAACGGGCUGUUUUGCAGUUCACUCCGGCCAGCUGGACGUAUGUGCGCUGGUUUGACCCCAAAUCCUCUUUUCAGAGGGUGGCUGGAAUCUACCUCUUCAUGAUAGUAUGGCAGCUCACGGAAUUGAACACCUUUUUCCUGAAGCAUAUCUUCGUAUUCCAGGCCUCUCAUCCUCUCAGCUGGUGCCGGAUCCUCUUCAUUGGGAUCAUCACUGCCCCCACUGUGAGGCAAUACUACGCAUAUCUAACAGACACCCAAUGCAAAAGAGUUGGAACACAGUGUUGGGUGUUUGGGGCCAUUGCUUUCCUGGAGGCCCUGGCUUGUAUCAAAUUUGGACAAGACUUGUUCUCUAAAACACAGGUUCUUUAUGUUGUCCUUUGGCUUUUGUGUUUGGCUUUCAUUACUUUUCUCUGUCUAUACGGUAUGGUUUGGUAUGAGCAGAAUUAUGGGAAGAAGCUGAAGUACAUUGCAGAUUGUGAUGACAGCAUCCAUACUGACCCAUACGACUGCUUUCCUAAAACUGCCAAAGCAGAGAGAAACUCCAGUAGUUAUUCCACUUCAUCACGGAGAAGAAAAGGAGGCUCUGGAAAAAACAAAACAAUCAAUGGAACAAGCAGCAAAAAGUGACCGCAGCUACAGACCACAAGGUCUUUAAGGGGCCACAAUGGGUGAAAGAAAGAACCUGUGGAAACGGUUGAAGAGAGGAAAAGCAGUUAACUGGGUGACAGUGUGCAGACACAAGAAGAGGUUCUAUAAACAGAGGACACAUUCCAAACCACAAAGCCUCUGUCUUUGCAAUGCACUGUUGUACACUAGUUCUCAUUUUCAUAGCACUUGGAAGGAAACAAUGAUUUGUGGUAUGCACACUUUCCAGUGGCACUGAUAUAGCUUUUAUACGUCGGAAGCGUCUGAGCCAGUGAAUGUUUUGUGAUGGCCCUCCUAAUGAAAGGAACUUAAUAAUGCUGCCAGGCUUUCUGUAAAAGGUUAUGGGAGCAUUAUUCAACUUAUAUCUUAUUACCAGUGUUGUUAAUUCAGACCAAGCCCUCUCUUAAAUUUUGCACAUGGUUCUCCACUUGACCUGUAAUCAGUGAUUGUUUUGCUGACAUACCUAUGCAUUGAUCAGGGUAAGAAAUUGUAUGCAACAUUUCAUUGUGAGCUUAAAAACAAGCUCUACAUUUGUGAAAAACCUUUAAGCACUUGUUUUAAUGCACUAUGAUCUUGGCACAAAUGUUCUAUUCUCAUAAUCGUUUUUCAGUCUUUUUAUAUUUGCACUUUUAAAGUAAAACUGGAGAGAGGUUGAAGUAGAGGCAGGUCAUGACCUUUUGGAUUAGGAGCUGUUGAUUUACUUAAAUGUAAUAUGAUUCAGCUUUUUUUUGGCGACAUUAAGAUAAUUAGAACCUUUAGAAAUGAUGACAAUCUGUAUGUUGUCUUUUUUUUAUGUACUUUUGUUGUUUUGCUUUGCAUGUUAACUUUUGUGGUAAGAUUUAUUCCUCUGUUAAUAUGUGUGGGCAUGUGCAUACAUGGUUUUACACCAAUAAUAUUUUCUGUGUGAGGCCUUUAAAUGAUUAUACAUUUCUACGUGACAUUUUUGAAAUAGUAAUUUUUGUAAAACCUACAGUUUUUUUUUUUUUUUUUUUGAGUUAAUACUAAAUGGUAGCAUAUUCUUACAUUAAGGUACUAUCACAUUUUGUCUUAUUUCCUAGUUUUUUACAUUUAAUUUGUAAUGGAUUGUUGUGCAAUACCCAAGUUGUUAGUUAUACAGAAUUUAAUAUUUUACCCUGGAAAAAUAUCAAAGCCUAUAAUAACUGUUAAGAAUUUGAGUGAUGAAUUUUGUAUGGAUCUGCAAUUCUUAAGGUGACGAAAGAGAAUGCAAAAAUUUGAUGUCACAGCAAUGAUUCUGCCACAACAGUGUUGUCAUUUCAAAUUAUUUCAGACCUUUAAUGUGAUAAUAGGAGAAAUGAGGUGUGACCAUUUUGUUUGAGAUUUUUAUCAGUGUAUGAAUGAAUGGUUAAACUUGCCACAGAUGUGAACCCCCUCAGGGGGAUGUUCUUUUCACUUUCUUAACACACUUAUACUGUAUUGUUUAGUAAAAAUUUCAAAUAAAAUCCUGAAUUGAAGUCUCUAA
Carassius gibelio (silver crucian carp) is the source of this 3140-nucleotide messenger RNA. RefSeq names its product phosphatidylserine synthase 1. NCBI's taxonomy places the organism in Eukaryota, Metazoa, Chordata, Actinopteri, Cypriniformes, Cyprinidae. The record is from RefSeq and is a predicted model, not a curated record. Gene Ontology annotation, molecular function: L-serine-phosphatidylethanolamine phosphatidyltransferase activity. Bases 143 to 1642 code for a protein of 499 amino acids. Gene Ontology annotation, biological process: phosphatidylserine biosynthetic process. The transcript has 12 exons.